ACUCCCUCUCGUUCUCUCUCUCGCUCCCUCUCCUCUCUCUCUCUUGCUCCCUCUCGUUCUCUCUCUCUCACUCUUUCACCCUCCACUUUCUCAUUCUUUUUCUCUUGCCUCGUACUUCUUUCCUCCCUCCCACCCUCGGUUUAUUUUCCUCGUUUUCCAUCUGCCUUUAAUUUACACUCCUUGUCUUGACUCUCUUCCUUCACCAUCCUUUUCCUUUUAUUCCCUUUUCCCCAUAUCCCCUCUGCCAUUUUCCACAGCGAGAUAUAAACUGGUUUCUUCUCCUGUCACCCUCCCCUCUCUCCCCUUUCCUUUAUUUCUCUGUCCUUUACCUUACUCUUCGAUGUCUUUCUUUGUGUUCUGCUCCUGAUAUUUGUUGCUGUUCUUUCCCAGCUUUCUCUCUGUCUCUCACCCUCCCCUUCUCCCCUCUCAUCCACUCGCCCAGCUCUGUUUAGUACUACACCCACUGAAACCACAGCCGUUUUUUCCCUGGCCUCAGAUGCUGGCAGUUUGCUAGAGUAUGACAGCACACUCUCUCUCCACCCCCUUGCAGCUCUCAGCUCUUGAAGCUGUUUUGAUAUUGGGCUACGAUCUUUCCUUCUCGCUGCCUCUCUCUGUCUGAACCUUCACAGUCCUGAGGCUUGUUUGGAAGUAACUUGAAACUCUUUAAAUGGCUGACUCCCCCUUGAAUAACUCCUGGCCUGCCUUUUCUAAAUUCUGGAUGAAACGAUGGUCAUUUAAGAAAGAAUGCAAGCAGUGUCCGCACACAUUUCCCCAGGUUCCGGAGAGCUCGCCCCCAGCCUGUGCCAACGUGGAAACACGGUCAAACUCACUCAGUGAGGUGGAGGAGAUGUACUUCAACAGGAUGGCUGAGGACAAGGAUGGUGCCUUCCUGGAUUAUGAUGACUCUGCGACAGAUGCCACCAGCAGCACAGAGGAUAUUCCCUCAUUGGAACCGUCUUUGCAAGGAUCAACAUCCUUUGGAGAACUCGGACUUCGUCACUAUCCAGAGGCUAGCAGUUCAGUAGAUGUUAGCAGAACAGAGAAGGGUUCAACGUGCCUAACGCAACUCGGUAACGUUGGGAAAGCAAAAACGUUCCCACAACUUACAGCCUCCUGUCCUUCGCAAGAAGCUAUGGAAACCAACAAUUAUUUCACGUACCAAGAGAGUGGGGAAUGCAAUCUGAAAGACAGAACAGAGGAAGAUCAAAAUGACAAUGGAUCUGAUCCUGAGAAUGUGAUGGACGAUGAGGAUCAGGAUUCAUUGCCUUUGUUGAUCAGGUCCAUGUCCAGCUCCAGAAGGCACAGUUGGGAAGGACCUUUAUCCCCUUCAAUUUAUGGAGAUUCAAGGAGAAGGCUCAGCCUCGAUGUUUUGGGAAUCGACAGUGAUGCUGAAGGUGACAGAGAAGACGAAGAUCAGUUAGAAUCCUCACAGGACGCCUCAGCCUACGAAUUACUAGAAACCGAUAUCACUGUUGCAGACAACACAGAGGACAACAGGCAAGCAACUGGAAUUCAAGGGAAGAUCGGCAGAAUCUUACCUGAGGAUGUUAUGACUGAGCAGGAGAUUCAGAGAACAAAAAUGCGGCCACGGCUGGAUGCGGGAUGUUCCUAUAACUUCAAAGGGUUUCCGAGUCGCUCUUCCCAGUCCAGAGCAGCAGGAUCUGAAACUUCUCCAAAGAAUGAAGAGGAGAAAGAAAAUCUGGAGCCUGACCACUUGUUGGUUCAACAAGUGCUGCAGGAACUGAAGGCCUAUCAUGGACAGUGCAACAAUGCAGCAAGCAGUGCAAGAGCAGGAUCAGGAUCUGCACAGCUUCACCAUUCUGCCUCCUCACAUGAUCUCACUUGGAUGGAAUUUCUUGCUGAGAAAGAAGAUGAUGACAAAACUGAUCGACCCGAGAAAGGCACGAAGGUGAAGAGGACGUUAAGUUCCCUCAAGAGCAGGAUGACUGGCUCCUUCAAGGAUAAGGGUAAGACCAAAGAGAAAGAAAAGGAGAGUCCAAAAGAAAAGAGAAAGUUUAACAAUGGCCACGAGUUAGUGCUUGGAACCUUUUCCAGCUCCACCAACUGCACGCUGUGCAGUAAACCGCUGAGCAGUAGAACCGGUUAUCAGUGUGUGAACUGUGCUGUGAAUGUACACAAAAACUGCAGGAAUCUUCUAGCUGAAUGCAGUACUUCCAAGAGCAAGCUAAAAGAUUCCCAGCAAAAACUUACAGGAAGUCCACAGAGCACAACCCAACACGUAUCUUCGGUGAGGGAACAGCCACGGUGUGCACAAGUGGUCACGGAUGGCAUGCCUGGCACAGUGCGGAAUAUCGGCAUGACCAUUCCACCAAGACGACCUUCCCAACCUUCUUCAUCCAGUGCUAGCAGUAUCAGCAGUCACGGAGUAACUGCAGGGGAGAUGGAACAGGAGGUGGAGAAUGGAAUCACAAGAGGUAAACCAUGCACUGAAGAAUCUCUAAGUCUGGUUUCAUCAUCUGAGUCCCUUGUGGCAGAAGAUACCAUUUACGCCUCUCUGAAGGCAGAAUUGGAGGUAGAUGGCCAAGAGUUUGAAGCUGAAUCGUGGAGUCUUGCUGUCGACCAGGCGUAUGCAAAGAAACAAAGUAAGGAAGUCAUCAAAAGGCAAGAUGUGAUUUACGAACUAAUGCAGACGGAGAUGCAUCAUGUCCGAACUCUGAAAAUUAUGCUGUAUGUGUACUGCCGGGGAAUGGAGGAGGAGCUUCAGUUGAGCGACCAGCGUAUUGUGAACAGAAUUUUUCCCUGCUUGCGCCGGUUACUGGAGAUCCACAAGUGUUUCUUUGCUCGGUUGAAGGAACGACGGAAAAGUUCUUUGGAGGAAGGGAGUGAACGGAAUUACCUCAUCCAGAGAAUUGGGGAUGUCCUCACGCAACAGUUUUCAGGUGAAUGUGGAGAUGAAAUGAAAGUGCAGUAUGGGAACUUCUGUUGUCAGCACAAUGAGGCAGUGAAUUGUUACAAAGUAAUGUAUCAGCAGAAUAAGAAGUUUCAGAACUUGAUCAAGAAAUUAAGUAACUAUUCUGUGGUGAGACGCCUUGGGGUGCAGGAGUGCAUUUUGUUAGUCACUCAACGUAUUACAAAGUACCCUGUGUUAGUGGAGAGGAUUAUUCAAAAUACUGAAGCUGGCUCAGAGGAUCAUGAAGAGCUGACCACGGCAUUGGUCCUAAUAAAGGACACUAUAACAGAAGUAGAUGAGAAAGUGAGUCUGUACGAGAAAGCUCUCCGAUGGAAGACGAUUGUGGAUAGGAUGGAUAUUAAGUCGACAGCCAAGCUCAAGAACGGAAGCAUCUUCGAUAAAAUCAACAUGAUGCGAACAAAGAGAAGACUCUUAUAUGAAGGAGUAGUCUGCUGGAAGGCAGCGUCUGGGCGGCUAAAAGACAUUCUGGCUGUCCUUUUGACAGAUGUGAUUCUGUUACUUCAAGAAAAGGAUCAGAAAUAUUUGUUUGCCACUGUGGACCAGAAGCCAGCUGGCAUUUCACUGCACAAGCUGAUCGUCAGGGAAGUAGCCAAUGAAGAGAAAGGAAUGUUCCUCAUCAGUGCUUCUGACGAGGGCCCUGAGAUGUACGAAAUCCACACCAAUUCCAAGGAGGAGCGCAACACCUGGAUGGCAGUUAUUCGGGAUGCAAUAUGCAGGUACCCAAUGGAAGAGGCCACAGUCCUUGGUGAGCAAGAGGAGGAAUGGAGACAGGAUGAGGGUCGAGUUGCCCGAAUCAAAGAAUUGCAACAGCUUCUGACUGCAAAGGAUGACGUGCUGAAGCGGACCCUGGCUGAGAAGUUGGAUAUUUACAGUGAAAUAGCUGAAGUCAGUGGUUACCUGGAUACAGGAAGACAGCGAUCACUGCUUCGAGCUGACACUGUGGAGUCUCAGCGGGGAGAUAUUGUGUUCACUGAGGUGUUGAAAGAAGUUGAAAAACUUCAGAGCCUUAUUGCCUGUCAGCCCAGCAACAUAAACUGGCAGUUAGAAGACAACUUGGGGUCCUCAGGGCUGCCACGGCGAGCAGAGACAUUUGGAGGCUACGACAGCAGCUUGGCCAGUCCCAGCAAAGAGGGCUCCAUCAAACGAAAGUCAAACACACUGUCUUCCAGCAUUGAGCUGAAGAUGAGGGAAAGAGCUGGAGCUCGGGCAAGUUCUGAUUCCCAACUGCUGGACCUGUCCAUGGAGGCUGAGAGUGGACAGAGUGACCUAUCUCGCUGGUACAGCAGUAGCAGCAGUGUCAGCUUGUGUGAUUCAGAGUUUGUUCAGAGUGUGCAGAGGCUGACAGAUCUGCUCUACAAGCUGAAGGUUAUGAUUGCCCAGCAGGACAGUUUUAUUGAGAUGCAGCGCAGCAUGAGUGCAAGCUGGGAGCGGGACAGACAGUACCGACCUGCACUGAGUUCCUCACGGGGAAGCCAGCUCCUGGAGCAAGAAAAGCAACGGAACUUUGAGAAGCAGCGUGAAGAGCGAGCAAAUUUUCAGAAGCUGCAGAACCAGGUGCGGCAGGAGCAGCAGAAGUGGGAGCGGGAACGUGAUCGCCAGAGACGGGAGCUGGAACUACAGGAGGCUCGGCUCCAAGAGCGCGAGGAGGACUUGCAAAGGUUGACAGAGCAGGUGACUCAGAACAAGGAGGAACUGGAACGACAUCGGCAGGAGUACCAGCAGGAUCUGGAACGGCUCCGAGAGUCCCAGCGAACAGUAGAGAAGGAGAGGGAGCGCCUUGAACAGCAACAGCGCAAGCAUCUGAAGCAGAACCCAGUCCUGGUUUCAUCUGAAGUUGGACAGAUUCCAGGCUUCCCUCACUCUCACAGCCUUGACGGAGACCGAAUGGAAGUAUGUCUCUUACCACCAGGUGAGGCAGGAUUGACCCUGCAUGGUUUGAAGGACCUUGGGCAGCCAGGCAUAUUGGUGGAACAUUCUGAGCGAUCUACUGAAAUCCAGCUUCAAAGGGAGAACAGCACAGUCUCAAUGUUUGCACGUACCCCUGAGAUUCGACAAUCCCUUAUUCCAAAAGCCAAUGUGCCCAUUCAUCUCGUCAGCACCACUAAUGAAAGUUUGAAGCACACUGGAGUGCAACAGAAAAUCCCCACAAAACUCGCCACCUUAAAAGGAGGAAAAGAGAAGGGUGGAAAAGGCAAGGACCGACAAUCAGUCAUUGUCAUACCGUCUUCAUUAGUGCCAUCUACAUCAGGAUCAGUUACUGCAGACUUCAGACAAAACAAUCCAACAAGCAUUUUUGCAAAAGAUAAUGCAGUACUGAAAGGCAGGAGGUCUUCAAGCCCUGUGAUAUCAAGCCUCCAAAGUCUCCCUCAUCAAGAACCUGUGGUUCCAAUGGACAUACAGCUUGAGCCACAGUCAAACACGAUGCCAAGUGGAAGAUCUCAGCUCCAGAAUGCACCCGUUGCCACGGCGACAAAGCAGCCGCCCAGUGGACAGGAUGAAUCUGGCAACGAGAUCAUUUUCUUCUGAAUCACGAGGGACAUAAGCAAAAGAGAUCACAGCCACUGGAUAGCCUGCAAAACCCAGGAAAAUCCCAAAAUAACUUUGGGGGUGAAGGGUGGGAAGGGACGGAAUGGAGGGGUAUCAGUACUGAUCACAGGGACAGCUACUGCUUGAAACGCGUCGAUGGUCCCAGGCUAGUGCUUCUGAAUCGAGAUGGUGCCAGAGACCUGACUGCAUUGUGAAUACCAGCAGCAGGUCUACAUGUUUGAAAAGGGUGACCAAUUUUAAAACCUGCUUUUGAUAUUUUAUGCAUGGCUUUCCACUCAUUAUCAGGAGAUAUAACUGAAUCAAGAAUUUUAACCAGGAAGAUGCUGUUUUGAACUCUAAGCCACCCUCCCUGUGCGACAAAUGUCUUAGUGCGGAUCAUGGUUGGACACAGUGGUUAUGUAACGAGUGGUUUGGGAAUGCAAACAUUCACCAACUGAGACAGCAGCUUAAACUGUUAAACUUCCACCCCUCCUGGGAAUGGUACAGAGGGAGCAAUGUCGGCAAUGGUCCAGUGAAACCUCCUUAUGCCAGGAAUCAGGAACGUCACCUUAACAUUUAUAAUUUUUAAUGAAUCUGUGACUUUCUUAAAAGUUUUUUUUAAAUACACUCUAAUGGAAUUUUAUUCAUUGUUUCACAGUCUAAGCAAAAUGCAGUAGGGAAUGUGAAAGGUUUGGAUUGAAAUGAUUUCCUUUGAUGGGCAUCCCCAAGUAUUGUCUGGUAAUUAAUCCAAUUAUUUUGUAACUAUUUCUGUUGCAGUAUUUGCAUCAGUGGUUGGUGAUGUUUUGGGGGAAGGACUUGAGUGCAGAUCCAUUGUUAUGUGGGGUGCAGUUGCAAGGACCUUGUGCUAAAGUUAGUGAUUGGCUGUGGUUUUGCCCUGGACCAAAGAGAAAGAGACAAGUUGGACGUAAUAUUCCUCCAUCUGGAGUGAGAAGGCCAACUAUAGUCUGGGUCGCACAUGGACUGACUGUGUUAAACUUGGAUUUCUGUACAUUGCAAUUUUGCCAAAACACCCAUGUUGUCCAAGGUAUAUGAAUGGCUUCUCUCGCAAAUAUUUAAGCUUCUUUAAAGCUGUUUUUUGGUUGGAGCCAUUCUUGGACCCUUGUGGAAACUGGAUACUGUGGACCCUGGCCAGCGCACCAGCUCCUCCUGAACCUUUGAAUGAGCAGACUAUGGCCAGCUAUGACUGCAACCACCCUGCUUUUCACAUGAGAUGGAGGUGCAGUGGAGAAAAGAAUUGGUGCUGUCAAAAAUAGAAGAGCACGUGUCAGUCCUUUAUAUCUCAGAGCUGUAGCUUUUGAUGCAGCAGUCACAUCCAGGUCUUAAAUUUAUUCUAGGUGCUAACAAGCAUUCAUUAUCGAUUAGAUGGGAGUCUCUUAGCAACUGAAGUAGUUGGAAAAAUAAAGUGCAAAGCAAAAAUAAUUGGAAGAAUUGUUUAGAUGACCAAACUAGCCCCUUGUUUUUUCAGUAGGUGUUGAACCUCAAGGCUGUUUAGGUUUGGGUAUUUCUAAGUUAAUAGAUUAGCUAUAACUAAUUCCACCCACCAAAGAUUUCCACCAUAGUUCUGAUAACUGCCAUUCCUGGCAUGAAUCUGUGUAUUUUAUUCUUCUGAGUUGUGAAAAAGUGUCAGCAGCUUUCCUGAUGGCAUCCUCAUUGUGUCAGCAUAGGUUAUUCCACUACUGAGACUGUCCUGACCUUGGUCUGAUGUCUACAUUUUUACAUUGUGUAACAGGUCACUUAAAUUUACUGAUGUAAUUUAUGUUGAAGGUAGUUAUUGUGCUCUCUCUGGCUGAGACUGGUUUAUGGCACAGACCUGCAGAUCAAACUAACAUCUCCUGUCUUGGUUUGGCCCUAUUGCCAUUUAAAUUUACCAUUUGUUUGCACUCAGGUCUACUUGGGGAGAAAGCCCAGGUCAGUUUAAUGUGGUGAGAGAAUAUCUGUUUUAUCUGAGUGUCAAUUGAUGAAUGCAGAACAGAGUUUGAAAUCAAAACCAAACUGGCGGGAGAUAUGCUAACAUCAUGUGCUCAUGGGCUGUUACACACUUGUAUAUGUGCCCAUACAGUACAUCUUUAAUUCAUUUGCACAUAAUGUUAACUUAUAUUUCAGGGAACAGGCACACUCUGUCUUUAGAUUGCUAUCGACCAGUACUCCUCACAUGUCUGAUCGUAUACUUUCAAUGGAUGCCUUCAUAUCAGCCCACCCACCUAAGGGGACUGGAGGAUCAUUCCUCUGGGAGAAUACUGUUUGCUUGAAGGUGCACUCUUCAUGUACUGUUGGUGUCUUGUGAUUCUAAUACACAAUGGCUUUCUCUUUAUUUUGUGUUACACCAUGGCUUUCUCUUUAUCUCUGGCUAUAAAUCUCCACAUUGUAAGAAAGGAGAUGGUUGUGCUGGCACCCAGAGUGGAUCAAGUCUGCUUGAUAACCAACUUGGUUAUGAUUUUGCAGAGGAUGCACUGUUGAACAGGAAGUGUCGGUUUUUUGACAGGAUAAGCCCCUACUUCUAAUCUGAGCAUGUAUGCACGUCCUUUUGUUGAAGGUUACUCGUAAUAGUAUUUGGUGUAUGCAGGUUUAAACCAAAUUUCACCCUUGUCCAAUUCGACACUCAGCUGAUCCAGUUACCAGUAAAGAAUCAUAAUUGUCAAUGAUCAUAAUUAGAGAAUAGUUUGAGAACACCCUACUUUGUUUUUGAAUUAUUGCAUUCUAUUUGGGGGAAAAUACAUACUUUUUGGCAAGUUAAAGAAUCUUGAAGGUAUUGAAAGCAUUAACCACUAAAAUAUCUUACACUUGUAAUUUUUGAGCGGGUUUUUCACCAAUUUGCACUUAAGGAUUUUUUUUUCAUUUGUUUAUAGUUGGUUAUUCUGUAAAAUGUUUUAGCAAUUAAUUUUUAAAGUCAUAGAGCACUUUAAUGCACUCUGUAAUUAAAGAGUUACUGUAUUUUGGUCUAAAGUGGCAAUCGGAGACCUAAUAGAAAAUCACAAACAUUCCACUGAUAGGUGUUAUCAUUUGACUACUGCCUGAUCACAUGACUUCCCUUGGUCAUGUAAUAGGGUAAUACAUGAAUGAAGUCCAUAUCCUUUAAUAGAUCUGCAAUAUUCUUGAUCUUGCUUGAGGCUGAGGGUUUGCCCCUUUGAGUCUUCGGCCAGUAGGAACCUGAGUCUCUCCGUACCAGUUGACAUGGGCAGAAUGUGAGAGGUUUGAGCCUGGGGAAUACUUGGAAGCAGCAAACCCUCCCAAUGCCUCUUGAUGUGUUUCUCUUUGUACUCCCUGAUUGUGUCCUAAUGUGUUGCCAAGUUUGAGUCCAUUGGAAGAGGUGACAUGGCAACAGGUGUUCCAGUGUUUAAUUAUGUCCUCAAAAAUGUCAUAGAUACCCAUAUGUCAGACAAUGAUGCU
Mobula hypostoma (lesser devil ray) is the source of this 8866-nucleotide messenger RNA. RefSeq names its product rho/rac guanine nucleotide exchange factor (GEF) 18b (gene arhgef18b). Gene Ontology annotation, cellular component: plasma membrane. The record is from RefSeq and is a predicted model, not a curated record. Lineage: Eukaryota; Metazoa; Chordata; Chondrichthyes; Myliobatiformes; Myliobatidae. The transcript is spliced from 32 exons. Gene Ontology annotation, molecular function: guanyl-nucleotide exchange factor activity. Gene Ontology annotation, biological process: regulation of Rho protein signal transduction; small GTPase-mediated signal transduction. Bases 668 to 5458 code for a protein of 1596 amino acids.